GCAGGAGUCACACUCAGUCACAGUCAGAGGAGAAUUAACAGGUGAACAAGAAACCUUCCUGCAACAUUUGACUUGUGCAACUCAGAAUGGAACGAGGAUUGAUGAUCCUGCUGGUCGCUGUGCUGAUGGUUUAUUUGUCACCGGGAGUCAAAGGAACGUCUCAUUUGUCAUUUUCCAAUGAUACGGUGAACGUCACUCGACUUGGUUGCGGAAACACUAAACUGUGUGUGUCGACUCCAGACGACUGCGAUCCUGCUGGAAACAAAAGCUGUCUCUUUGCUGCUGUGGUCGCCAACAACACGAUGGCUCCCAACGGCACCGAGCUGGCCUUCGAACUCAGGGGAGACUCGGCGGGAUACGUCGCGCUGGGACUCACUGUGAACGCCUCAGAGGGCACCACCAUGCUUUUCAUCUGCGCUCAGAACAGCUCAGACAAUGAGUCGUUCUUCUUCCGGACAAUGGACAGAAACAACAGCAACAAUGAGCUCACUCCAACAGAGACGAGAGUGAAAGGCAUUACAGGCAUGGUGAACGGAAGUGUGAUCAAGUGUGAGUUCAUCGUCCCAAAAGUGAACGCCUCCAACACCAGAAGCAGCCACGACACCACCUUCUCCAUCCUCCUCGGAACGGGAAAUGUUACCGGAAAUGCUAUCGGCCCUUUUAACACGUCCCUGAACAGCGGCCCUCUGAACCUCGCCGACCCGGCCAGCAAUGUCCCCACCUCGGCCCCCCCCACCUCGGCCCCCAACAGCAGUGGAGCCGUUCAGCCUCACGCUGUGCUCCUCCUGCUGAGUGUCCUCACACUGUCCGUCCUGCUGAGAGCCUGAGAGGACGAAUUUGUGAUCAGAUGGACACGAUGAAGACACAAAAAACCUGAGUGUCAAACUGUGUAUAAAAUGUUUUUACUGAACUUCUUUUUACACGUUUCAAGCGUCUUUUGCACUAUGUUUGUCAACCGAGAUGUUCUUCGAGCUGAAAGUAUAUAUAUUAUAUAUUAGGAUUAUAUUUAAUUUUCUGCAUCUGGACUGGAGAAAAGGCGUUGUUAUUAUAGUUUUGCACUUUUGUAAAUUUUGUCAUUUGUCAGUUUGGAACCAUAAGCAGUUUCUGCAGACGGACAGACUUUGAUCUGACGAGUUUGAGCUGUUUACUGGAACAUCUGGGCGAGUAAACCUCGACUGACAGGCUGACAAAAGUCCUUUCAGGGAAACCCAAACCAGGAGUGUGAUUACUAUAUCUUAUUUUUUUACAUGUGAAAUAAACUGUGAUUGUAAGAUAUUUGUUAAAGGUCCACCUAUCCUUUGAUAAUGAUAAUAAAGUUGAAACUAUGGUUAA
This is a messenger RNA of Plectropomus leopardus (leopard coralgrouper), 1332 nucleotides long. Its product is annotated as ferric reductase 1-like. Gene Ontology annotation, biological process: regulation of glutamate receptor signaling pathway; regulation of postsynaptic membrane neurotransmitter receptor levels. NCBI's taxonomy places the organism in Eukaryota, Metazoa, Chordata, Actinopteri, Perciformes, Serranidae. The record is from RefSeq and is a predicted model, not a curated record.